Molecule: messenger RNA, 5164 nt
Organism: Portunus trituberculatus (swimming crab)
Lineage: Eukaryota; Metazoa; Arthropoda; Malacostraca; Decapoda; Portunidae
Product: sushi, von Willebrand factor type A, EGF and pentraxin domain-containing protein 1-like
Exons: 33
Coding region: 15-4322 (1435 amino acids)
Source: RefSeq, a predicted model, not a curated record
UCCUCAGUAUAGACAUGUCCCGCCAACAGCUCCUCCUUCGCCCUCCUGACCCUCGCCUGCGCUGUCUCUUCCUGCUGCUCCUCGUGAGCGUGGCGGUGCGGCUUUCCUGUGGUGCGGAGAGCUGGUGGGCGGGUAACGGCGAUUUGGUCGUGAGUUGUACAGAUCGCCUCAAGUUCUUCAACAGUAACCAGAGACUUGUGUUGUUGCACUGUGGAGAGACUCAGUGCGAGGAUUACUCCAAUCAUACAUGUGUCCCUGCAGAUGAUGCUGUCAACAGUACGCUUUGCUCCCUAUCGACUCUAGUGGAACCUUCGAAUGCAGAGCGUACGGAAGAUUUCUUGUAUUCUGAUUCAGACCUGUGCGGGGUAUACUUCACAUGUCCCCUUGGCAUGAAGUGGAACGAAGGGGAAGAAGGGCCAGGCCGCCUCGCUGUGUGCUGGGACAAUCAGUGGAGUUCCAUUACUGAUGAAUGCGUCAUCGACCCCUCAGUGCCCUGGGACUGCUCAGAGCUGGCCGACAGAGGGACUAACGAAUCAAAUGUUUACCUAACGAGGCCUAAUGGUGUGACCCAGCCAGUUAGAAGGGUGUGGUGUGACUUGGAUGACGAGCAGGAGGGGGCGUGGACGACCAUUCUCAAGGUGGAUACGAACUCCCAACUCCCUAGCGAUUCCGAAGAAUAUUUCAUUGGUUUCGGUCUUCCUAACACAACUAAUUUCUUUAUUGGAUUCUACCACUUGGCAAACUUGACGUGGGAUGAAAAUUCUUCGCGGCCCCUCGUGCUCCAGGUGUUGCUGACCACCUCAGACGGAGGGGAAUACCACGCCACCUAUGACGAUGUCACCUUUGGAGAUGCUCCUCAAUGCACACUUCUGAGUUUAGGGAGUGUCCACGGCAAUGCAGGAGACGGUCUGAGAGGCGCCGUGGGGCAAUCAGUAGGGGAAAAUCCGACACCUGUCUGGUGGCUGCCUCACGAUCAAACGUCCAAUCUCUUCGACCGAUCGUGGCUUCCGUUGGCUGGAGAGAAGGACGUGUCGGAGGUGGUGGUGCGGGUGCGUCCUCAGGAAUAUGACGCCACUGUAGCGUGCCCACCUCUCGGGGUCAGUCCGGAGACAUGGCGAGUCCCACCUGUCGACAUGAUAGGCCACGUGCCCAACAGCCGCGCUCCAGGUGUCACUGCGAGCAUUACCUGCACUGAGGAGAUGUUCGGGUUUGAUAUAUCUGAUGGAGUGAGGCGGAAGACUGAAUACCUCUUAUGCGAGCAACAAAGUGGAGGACCUGCCUGGAACACUUCUUUCUCUCCCUGCCAGAUCCUGUGUCCCGCGGAAUUUGUACCGUUUCCUGAGGUCAGCACGUGUCUCCGUCAAGAGCCUGCUGUACAAAGUCCCUACGGCGCCACCAGCAGUGCCUUCAAGUGUGCCGCGGCGGGAGGCGCCACCUUAGCUCUGGCUCACGAGAUUAACUAUGACCAACUUAAUACUGACGCCAACCCAGUCCUGACUAUUCACAGAGUGGUGGAUGGCAGCAUCGAGCCGCCUCUCCCUGCCAAUAUGACCUGCAACGAGGAUGCUCAUCACUGCGAGAUUGAUGGCUCUCACAGAUGCGUGGGCGUCAUCAACAGUGAGACGUAUGCUUUGCUAGACUGCGGCGCUUCUGACUACGGGACUCUCUGUCAGCUGCCACCUUCGUGUCCUUCGGGGUUCAGCAACCACCGUGGGCUGUGCUAUGCCGUGGAGUCGCCGGUCAGCAGCCUGAUGGAGGGGCAGCUGAGGUGUGAAGGGCGCGGCGCUUCUCUGGCCUUCCCUCAGACGCGGGAGGACCUGAAAUUCUUCGCUAGGCUUAUCCGACAACACGCAGCAAGUGACGGCUCGAGUGGUCCCUGGAAGGUCAUGCUGGGACUUAAUGACAUAUCUGGAGACUUUACUGCCGAUGGGUUAUUCUUUCCUGAUGAUGAGCUGGUGGAAUUGGCGGACAUCACAGACCCAACCUUGUAUAACAACUGGCGGGUGCUGGAGGUGCCUACUGACGAGGGCACCUUCCCGUCCCUGCUGCCCAUUACCUUCACUGACAACAGCACCACGCACGCCAUCUGCAUGUUGUUUGGUCCCGCUGGCUGCUGGACUGAGCCGCCACCUCUCGCUGCCAACAUGACACAAGUAUGGUAUAACGAAACUAGAGACUUCACCACCACCAUCACCUACAAGUGCCACAGGGGGUACUUCAUGAAUGGAGACACAACAUGGCUAGAACAGAACAUCACCUGUACUGGCAUUUUGGGCGGCUGGUUACCGGGACAUGUGCUUGACUGCAUCCGUGUUGAAGUUUGCAACGACGAGAUUCCUUCAGCGCACGACCUCAAGAACUCCACCAGUGAUGAGGAUAUCCGCUUCCUAGACGGCACCAUCACCUACACGUGCCCCCCGGGGAUGAUGACGGCGGAGGGACAAGUUAAUCAAACCAUCACCUGCUCCGAGAACCCUGAAGGCGAUGGGUAUUCAUUGCAACCUGUUCAGCUGAAGCCCUGCGAUGUUUGUCAAGGGGAACCGUCAGUUGAAAAUGGCACGACCAACUGGAAUGCUACACAACUUUGGAUGGUGAAUGAUGUUGUUAGUGUGACGUGCUUUCCUCAUCACAUACUGCAUGGUGAGCAGGAUGGUGAGCUCCGGUGCACUUCGUCAGGAUGGGAGGAGCGUUUCUGCUAUGAAGGGUGUGCAGAGCCCCCUCCAACUCCCGGGGCCAACAUGAUACAGGGGGAAGGUAAUUACAGCGUAGGAAUUGUUCUGCAGUAUACCUGUGAUCCAGAUUACUUCGUUCCGGCCCAGCAGAUGGGUGACAUAGCGGUCAGCAUGGUGGAGGUGUCCUGUGGGGUGGAUUACAACUGGACGUACGUGGAGCCCCUGGACUGUUAUCGUCUGUGUCAUGGCGAUCCUCCUCCGGCCGUCGACAACAUGACCUCCACCUGGGAUUGCUCCUCCAGGGUCGUGGGGACGCAGAUCAACAUGAGCUGCCCAACAAACCACACCUUCCCUGACCUGAGUGACACCGUGACCAUCACCUGCGAGGAGGACGAGGAGUGGACGCAGGUCAGCGCCUCCUUCCUCACCUGUCGGGAACUGUGUCCUUGGGGGAAUUCCUCGGAGGUCCCUGACAAUGCUAUCAUCCUGCAUGACCCGACUGCUUACUGGCUCGAGAGUGUGAUCCUGUAUGAGUGUCCUGAUGGGAUGGAGUCCGUUCAAGGCAACACCACUGUCAAUGCAACCUGCUUAGAGGACGGUUGGAUUCUUAGUGAGCCUGACUUUGCGUGCUAUACAGUUUGCCCAGAGGAUCCACCUUCUGUCCCACCGCCUGGAAGCAGCGACUGGGAUGGAUACACCAGACUCUUCGGAACCCAGGUCAAUCUCACGUGUCCCAUGAACUACACCUUCGGGGACUUCAACUCCUCCUUCAGUUUAACCUGCGAGAGUGACGGGAACUGGACGUACGUGGACCCGGACAUUCUCAUCUGCAGGAUAGCGUGUCCUUGGGGGAAUUCCUCGGAGGUCCCUGACAAUGCUGUCAUCCUGCAUGACCCGACUCCUUACUGGCUCGAGAGUGCAAUCCUGUAUGAGUGUCCUGAUGGGAUGGAGUCCGAUCUAGGCAACACCAUCGUCAAUGCAACCUGCUUAGAGGACGGUUGGAUUCUUAGUGAGCCUGACUUUGCGUGCUAUGAGGUUUGUCCAGAGGAUCCACCUUCCGUCCCGCCGCCUGGAAACAGCGACUGGAACGGAUACACCAAAAUCUUGGGAACCCAGGUCAAUCUCACGUGUCCCAUGAACUACACCUUCGGGGACUUCAACUCCUCCUUCAGUUUAACCUGCGAGAGUGACGGGAACUGGACGUACGUAGACCCGGACAUUCUCAUCUGCAGGAUAGAGUGCCCCGAGGAGCCCCCAAGCGCCCUCGCCAACACCACAUUAGAGGACGCGGUUCCCCCUUACUGGGUGACCUCCAACGUGACCUACAGGUGUGAGGAGGGCCUUGGGUUACCCUGGGGCGGCACUACCACUAUCCUCACCUGUGAAGAAGAGGGGUGGACAGACUUUCCAGAGGGGCUCGAGUGUCUGCCAGCCUGCAGUCCCCCGCCUCAACCAAAGGGAGGAGAGUACAACCACACGGGGCCGACUCUCUGGGGGACAGUGGUGGAGUACACGUGUCCCUUUGGCUUCGGUGAGAAGGAGGAAGAAGAGGAAGAUGAAGGUGAAGGUGAAGGUCCAGUGGUCCUCUAUACCAGUUGUGAGGAAGGCAACUGGUCCCUCACUGCCAUUCCCAAUUGUUAUGGUAAGUGAUUUCAUUAGUGGUUGUCUCUCUCCUUGAUGUUGAUGAGCUGGGAAAGGAAGACUCUUGCUAGGAAGGGAGGGAAGUGGGCGUAUAUUCUCUCUCUCUCUCUCUCUCUCUCUCUCUCUCUCUCUCUCUCUCUCUCUCUCUCUCUCUCUCUCUCUCUCUCACGUGAAUGAUAAAAACUAACAUUUUCCCGCAAAGUUAUGGUGAAAGUGUUGUUUUUGUGUCUCGCUUUACUUAAUUUUCAAUGUCGUUGGUGUUAAUAAUUCCUUCAGGGACAGGGAGUCUUUGAGUAAUUAACGUUUUCUUUCAUUUUUCAUUCCUUCUUUUGUUUCUUAUUUCAGGACUGAAGUUUCUUGUAAUGUUCUUGUUUUAUUUGAUCUAUUUUUUAUCCAGAUAUUCAAAGUUUAAGUAAUCAUAUUCAUUCAAUCCACUUGUACAUUUAUUUCUUCUUUAAUUCAUUCAUUUCCUUGCAGCCUCACCACGUCAACAUUUUCUAAUAGCACUUGCAGUUUCUCCAUUACAAACUCAAUGUCUCUUGUGAAAAUAAUAAACUUUUUUGCAAUAUACUAAAGAGAAUAGAUAUAAAAACAUUGAUAUUCCAGUAUUACAAUCUAAACUCCAAUUGUCUUCCAGUUACUAAUGCAUUUUUUUCCCUUUUUUUCCUUAUUUUCUUCCCAUAGACCAGGUAUUUACUAUGCAACAUAAUGCUAUAUAUAUUAUGCCCUAUUGUAUAAGGGUAAGAACUCUCUCUAAAGGAUGAGAAUGAAUGAGACUGAAUGAAAGUGAAUGAGAGACCAUACACUACACACAUUACAUUUUUAUUAAACUGUUAUGUCAUAUUUUGAAA